Chinchilla lanigera (long-tailed chinchilla) is the source of this 2003-nucleotide messenger RNA. It is a transcript of the gene Klf17, whose product is annotated as Kruppel-like factor 17. Bases 1 to 1410 code for a protein of 469 amino acids. Gene Ontology annotation, biological process: regulation of transcription by RNA polymerase II. The record is from RefSeq and is a predicted model, not a curated record. Gene Ontology annotation, molecular function: RNA polymerase II cis-regulatory region sequence-specific DNA binding; DNA-binding transcription factor activity, RNA polymerase II-specific. The transcript has 4 exons. Lineage: Eukaryota; Metazoa; Chordata; Mammalia; Rodentia; Chinchillidae.
AUGGGUGGCGCUCUGAUGGGUGGCUGGGUAGGACAGCCGGUCCGGCUGCUUAGGGCUGCUUUGACCCCGCCCCUGGGGGUCUUGGCCCCGCCCCCUGGCGGCCUUGGCCCCGCCCCUGGUGCUGCGUUAAGUAGAAGCUUCGUGGUGAUUGUGGCGUGCCAGUGCUGUGACACCGCCUGCGACUCCCGCUGCGGCUGCCGCCCCUCGGCUGGAGUGGGCUGUGUCCAUACGGUCCCGCGUGCAGCUGGUUUCCGGGCUGAGAUGGAGCAGCCGGGUGAGGAGCUAGGCCAGUGGCAACCUACGUACCAACCGGUCCUGGAUAACUUGAAGCCAUUGCCUGUCUUGGAUAUGUGGCCAUCUUCUGGAAGCAGCAGAGUAAACACCUCUUGGAACUAUGGCCCACCAGGCCCUGAGCACUGCUCUGAGGACAGAGAGAUGUUGAGUAGUUUUUUGGUGUCUACUGAGACACCCAGACAGGAUGCAGGUGAAGUGAGGGCCUGUUUCAGUGUAUCACAGAAUGAGCACAACAUUAGCUACUGCCCCGUGACCUUCACCUACCCAGUGCCGUACUGCCAGAGGGAGCCUCCGUCCCAGCCAGGGAUGAUUGGCAGGGGACCUGAGAUGAUGCCCUUACAGCCUGGUAUUCAAAGCACGGAUCUAACCUUCAGUGAGAAUCUGAGGAUGCCCUCCAGUGGGCUAAUGUCAGCUCCAAGUGGAAUCUCAACGGUGUCCCCCACCAGUGCUCCAACAAUACCUUAUUGUGGGCCCCCAACGUCAUUACCUAUCAGAGGCUCUUCACAAUCUGAAAUGUUAUUGGGUCCGACCAUGCCUUCCACUGAGACCCAGGCUGUACUCCCAUCUGUGGGUCAGAUGUUCCCACCCGGAAAUCCCUAUAACCUUACGAUUCCCCCAGCUGGAUCCCAGUCACUGCAGACCUUAGACUCUCAGGUCUCUCUUUUGAAUCUGUCAGGCUCCCACAAAGACCUCUUCCAGCCUGAGCAGCCCACAGCUGCUCCUCAGAGAGCAGAGAACUCCGGGGUCUGGGGAGGGUCACCCAAAAGGCAAUCCUCAAUUCUAAGACCGUACUGCUGCCCAUAUAAGGACUGUGGAAAAGCUUAUACGAAGCGCUCCCACCUUGUGAGUCACCAGCGCAAACACACAGGUGAGAAGCCCUAUAAGUGCAACUGGGAAGACUGUACCUGGUGCUUCUUCCGUUCCGAUGAGCUUCGACGUCAUAUGCGGACACAUACCAAACACCGGCCACACGGAUGUGAUGUGUGUGGCAGACAGUUCAUGAGAUCUGACCAUCUCAAACAACACCGAAAGACUCAUUUCCGACUGCUGUCGGAUUCCCCAAGGCAGCCAGCCAACAAUGGACAGAUGGAUGGUCCUCCGGCUCCUGGUCUUUAGAUUCUGGUGUGAGACUGUUUAGAUCUUGAACUUACCACUAUCACUCGCCGUGUGACCUUGGGAAGUAUCUUUCAUCACCAUGCCUUAAUUCAUCCUCUGGAAAAUAAGAAAAACCACCCUGGACUACAUUGGAUAUGUCAUAUACUGCGUCAGUUCUCCUGGGACUCACCGCCUGAGUGUCCAGCAUUUGUCUCUUCCUUCCAGACCUGGGUGGAAUGGCCCACUGCAGGGUGGGAUCCAGCAUCCCAUGUAGCUACGGAAACCUGGAAGUGCCAAGGAAUUAGUACUCAUGGGGUAAAAUUUAACUAAUGGGAAAUGGGAAGUAGGAGAGAGCCAGGCAGAGACACUCUGCCUUCUUCUCUCCCUUUUAAGAAUUGCUGUAUAAGGCAUGGUUCCUCCCCAGCAGUGUAGCCUUCAGGGAGAUUUCCAAAGUUCUGGUGGGCACAGCUGUAGGGUCUCUUCCAUGCCUGGCAUGUGGCUGUACCCAGCUUGGAAGGGUAUCAUCUUGCUACCUCCAAUCUCCCUGCCUCACUUCCAUUUCUCACCCCCUAAUGCCUUGAGUUUGUCCUUCCCAAAUAAAACAUCCAUAUUCA